Molecule: messenger RNA, 570 nt
Organism: Emys orbicularis (European pond turtle)
Lineage: Eukaryota; Metazoa; Chordata; Testudines; Emydidae
Gene: STMN4
Product: stathmin 4
Exons: 5
Coding region: 1-570 (189 amino acids)
Biological process (GO): regulation of microtubule polymerization or depolymerization; neuron projection development; microtubule depolymerization
Cellular component (GO): neuron projection; cytoplasm
Molecular function (GO): tubulin binding
Source: RefSeq, a predicted model, not a curated record
AUGACUCUGGCCGCGUACAAAGAGAAGAUGAAGGAGCUCCCCCUCGUGUCCUUGUUCUGCUCCUGCUUCCUGGCCGACCCCUUGAACAAACCAGCGUAUAAGUACGAAGCAGACACCGUCGACCUCACCUGGUGCGUCAUUUCGGACAUGGAAGUCAUCGAGCUGAACAAGCGCACCUCGGGCCAGUCCUUCGAGGUGAUCCUAAAGCCGCCGUCCUUCGACGGGAUCCCCGAGUUCAACGCCUCCCUGCCUCGGCGGCGCGACCCCUCGCUGGAGGAGAUCCAGAAGAAGCUGGAGGCGGCUGAGGAGCGGCGGAAGUACCAGGAAGCGGAGCUCCUGAAGCACCUGGCGGAGAAGCGGGAGCACGGGCGGGAGGUCAUCCAGAAAGCCAUCGAGGAGAACAACAACUUCAUCAAGGCAGCCAAGGAGAAGCUGGCGCAGAGGAUGGAGUCCAACAAGGAGAACCGGGAGGCCCACUUAGCCGCCAUGCUGGAACGCCUGCAGGAGAAGGACAAACAUGCGGAAGAGGUGCGGAAAAACAAGGAGCUCAAGGAAGAAGCCUCCAGGUAG